UUCAGUAGUAGUGCCUGUUGACUGUUCAGCCUGUAUGCGGGGUGCGGAUCGCCCAUCGGCAGUUGGUGCCGCGGCGGGAAUGACAAACUCCGACACAAUUAUUCCCUGGUUCUGUACACUGUAUGCAUGCAGUCACAUUAUGCUAUGCCCAUCCAUGCUAUCCAAUAUCCAAUAUCCAAUAUCCAAUAUCCAAUAUCCAAUAUCCAAUCCAUCCAAUCCAUCAUUCAUCCAGAAUUUAAACCGGGAUAUCCGCUAACUCGCUCAAUCAAAAACCUAAUUACAACUCCCUGUCCAAGUAC
Messenger RNA from Aspergillus neoniger CBS 115656, 299 nucleotides. RefSeq lists its product as uncharacterized. The record is from RefSeq and is a predicted model, not a curated record. Bases 35 to 256 code for a protein of 73 amino acids. The transcript has a single exon. NCBI's taxonomy places the organism in Eukaryota, Fungi, Ascomycota, Eurotiomycetes, Eurotiales, Aspergillaceae.